AGAAGAAGAAGAAGAAGAAGGAUAGAAGAAAAUCUACGCCACUACUCUUCUUACUGCGGCUAAGUAAAAAUUCUGUGGAUCACUGAUUGCAUCUUGUGUUCGUGUUUCCACUCGAAUUGCCGACUGCCUUCUAUGGGCCCUACUGGCCUCGUCUCUUCUUCUUCCUCCCCUUUUAGGAGGAUCAACAGUCCUCGGGAGUCGGAGAGUUGGCGGAUCGGAGGGAGGCAAAAGGGCCAAUGGGGGGCUUUUCCUUGUACUUGUUGCCCUCCUCCCUCGUCUCCUCCACUGUUUCUUUAUGCUUCUUCUUAUCAUUGGCUUUGGUGCUGAAUUAUGGGGUGGUCGGUGGUUUGGCGGCUAGCCAGGCGAGUGACCGGAUCACCUGGCUACCAGGCCAGCCCCCCGUGGGAUUCUCCCAGUACUCUGGCUAUGUUACGGUGAAUGCCAGCGCCGGCCGGGCGCUGUUCUAUUGGUUAAUCGAGGCGCCGCCGGCCGCCCAGCCUGCGCCACUCAUCCUCUGGCUCAAUGGCGGGCCGGGUUGCUCUUCUGUAGCCUACGGUGCUUCGGAGGAGCUCGGUCCCUUCCGCAUCCACCCGGAUGGAAAGACCCUCUUCUUGAAUCCGUAUGCUUGGAACAGUGUGGCCAAUUUGCUCUUCUUGGAGUCCCCGGCUGGUGUGGGCUUCUCCUAUUCCAAUACCUCGUCGGAUCUUUACACUGCUGGAGACCAGAGAACAGCUAUGGAUGCAUACAAUUUUCUUGUGAAUUGGUUUGAGAGGUUCCCCCAAUACAAAUAUCGGGAUUUCUACAUCACUGGAGAAAGCUACGCAGGGCACUACGUUCCUCAAUUAUCUCAAAUAGUGUAUAGGAAGAACAAGGGCUUUCAGAAUCCCAUCAUUAAUUUCAAGGGGUUCCUGGUUGGUAAUGGUGUUACUGAUGAUUACCAUGAUUUUGUUGGCACCUUUGAGUAUUGGUGGACCCAUGGCCUGAUAUCUGAUGACACUUAUCGUGAUCUGAGGGUCAUCUGUGACCUUCAAUCCUCACAACACCCUUCAGCAGAUUGUAUGAAGGUUCUUGAAGCUGCUUCUAACGAGAUGGGAAACAUCGACCCGUACAGUAUCUACACAAGGCCUUGCAAUGACGCUACUACUCUUAAGCGCAAAUUAAGGGGUCAUUAUCCUUGGAUGUCCAGAGCUUAUGAUCCCUGUACUGAAAAUUAUGCCAAUGUGUACUAUAACCGUCCUGAGGUGCAGAAGGCACUCCAUGCCAAUGUUACCGGUAUACCUUAUCCUUGGGAUACAUGCAGCAAUAUUGUUGGGAAAUACUGGACAGAUUCUCCUAGAUCCAUGCUUCCUAUAUAUCGUGAACUUAUUGCAGCUGGCCUAAGGAUAUGGGUGUUCAGUGGAGACACUGAUUCUGUAGUGCCCCUGACUGCGACAAGAUAUUCAAUCGAUGCUCUCAACCUUUCAACUGUCAUCAGCUGGUAUGCUUGGUAUGACCAAGGAAUGGUCGGUGGAUGGACUCAAGUUUACAAGGGCCUGACCUUUGUGACUGUCAGAGGAGCAGGCCAUGAGGUUCCUCUCCAUCGCCCUCGACAAGCUCUUGUACUGUUCAAACAUUUCUUACAAAACAGGCCCAUGCCAGCUGAAACCUAAGAAGCAAUCAAUUGAAGCAGGAGGACAACAGAAGCUUCAAAGCAGCAUGAACAUUCAUUUCCACCAAGUGCCCACCUUUGGUGCUUGGUGAAAUUUAUAUCAUCUUUUAUCAGCCUUCAAUUUAUUGUUUAAUUUCCAUAUAGUAUCUUCCAGCAUAUUUGUAUUUUUAGCAGCCAUUUUUAUAAGUAUGUCAAGAAAGUCUGGACAAUAACAAGGAAUGAGGAGUCUAGUGCAACUGUGCAUAUUUCUGUAGCUGGACAAUAACAAAAGACAAGGAGGCUAAUGCAACUGUGCAUACUUCUGUAUUUAUCAGCUAAGAAUUAAUGAAGGUCUACUUGUCUUUCAAUUGGUUAUUGGAGUUCACAGAAUGUCCUCCUCAUAGCUAUAGCAUUGUUGGCAAGUAUGAAUUCUAUA
This is a messenger RNA of Elaeis guineensis (African oil palm), 2063 nucleotides long. RefSeq names its product serine carboxypeptidase-like 27. Lineage: Eukaryota; Viridiplantae; Streptophyta; Magnoliopsida; Arecales; Arecaceae. Gene Ontology annotation, molecular function: serine-type carboxypeptidase activity. Gene Ontology annotation, cellular component: vacuole. The record is from RefSeq and is a predicted model, not a curated record. Gene Ontology annotation, biological process: proteolysis.